Molecule: messenger RNA, 3780 nt
Organism: Limanda limanda (common dab)
Lineage: Eukaryota; Metazoa; Chordata; Actinopteri; Pleuronectiformes; Pleuronectidae
Gene: b4galt4
Product: UDP-Gal:betaGlcNAc beta 1,4- galactosyltransferase, polypeptide 4
Exons: 7
Coding region: 348-1388 (346 amino acids)
Biological process (GO): carbohydrate metabolic process
Molecular function (GO): glycosyltransferase activity
Source: RefSeq, a predicted model, not a curated record
CAUUCGUCAGCCAGAGAGCCUCGGAGGUGUGGGGCGGCGAGCAGGAGAAGAAGCAGCAGCUGGCAGCGAUGUGCGAAGAUCUCGGAGAACUACAUUUUUGACCUUAUCUCCUCAAACUGGAAUUCAAGGGUCCAGCGAUGGAUUUUCCUCGAUAAGUUUUUCUUUCUUCACUAUGAUCAUAUCCAGAAUGGCGGCACAUCCCAUCGCCAUGGGAUGACUGUUCAUAGAGUCUGAGGCCAUCAGUAUUUUUGCUGAAAUGUCCUACAGGGACCAAAUAUCCUAAACUCCAGUUAACAGCCUCUACGCUGGCCACUUUCAGUGUCUCACAUCAGCAAAGUCAAACAGCUAUGGGCUUCUGUUCGCCUGUGUGCAAGAUUUUGCGCAGGGCAAAGUAUUUUGUGUUGCUCUUUCUCUCGCUGUCUGUGCUGGCAUGGAUUGCAACCUUUUCUGGGGAAACGGUGAAAACCCCUCAGGAGACCUCAGCCACUAUAGAAACAAUUUUCAAAGGAGACAGCCUGAGGGAUAAACUCAACUCUUGGACAACAACACCUGAUCGUGCAAAUACUCCAACACCAAAAGGCAAAUGCCUUAAGGAAUCACCUUUGCUACAGGGAUCUGUGAAGCUGUCAUUUGAGUCCUCUCUCAAACUGAAGGACGUGGAGAGUGAGAACGACGCGGUGGCCGAGGGAGAGUACGAGCCUCCGGGCUGCGUGGCGAGGCAGAGCGUAGCGAUCCUCAUCCCUCAUCGCAACCGCGAGAGACACCUCCUCUACCUCUUGCACCACCUGCACCCCUUCCUGCAGAGGCAGCAACUACAUUACGCCAUUUAUAUAAUCCAGCAGGCUGGUGUUAAAACCUUUAACCGGGCCAAGUUAUUAAAUGCUGGGUAUUUGGAGGCACUGAAGGACUACAACUGGGACUGUUUUAUCUUCCAUGAUGUGGACCUGGUUCCUGAAAAUGAUCACAAUUUAUACGUCUGUGACAACCAGCCCAAACACUUGGUGGUUGGUCGGAAUGCCACAGGAUAUAAGUUACGUUACAAAGGCUACUUCGGAGGAGUCACAGCCAUGACCAAAGAACAGUUUCUAAAAGUGAACGGAUUCUCAAACACUUACUGGGGUUGGGGGGGAGAGGACGAUGAUCUUCGCAUCAGGGUGGAGCUGCAGAAAAUGACGAUAGUGAGGCCGCCCACUGAUGUAGGUCGUUAUACCAUGGUGUUCCACAAACGGGAUAGUGGCAAUGAAAUAAACAAGGACAGGAUGAGGCUGUUAGGACGAACACGGCAGGUUUGGAGAAAGGACGGACUCAACAGCUGCUCAUAUAAGACUUUGUCAGUGGAGAGGCUGCCUCUUUAUGUGAAUGUCACUGUGGACAUUGGUAAGCCAUAGAGUUAAGAUUUUCAACUGGAAGACCUACUGUGACCAAAAAUAAUAUUUUAUGAUAUUUUAUACACUCCUCCAGGCCUCUGAGUGCAGAACAUCUGAUGCAAUUUUAAAACACAAUCAACACACAAAAUGCACACAGUUUCAGUUCACAUAUUAGUGGUAACCACAUUUGUUGGUUCAUCUUUUCACAAUAACGUUGCAUAUCAUGCUGCUUCCAUUCCUUCAUAUUAUAACCGGACUUUCUUCGUUAUGAGUCGGAGCAUCCUGCAAACAUUGAAUACAAAUACAGAUAUCUAGAUAUUCCUGGUAUUUAUAUAUUGCUGUAGCAAACUUUGAUUAAUUCAUCCAUUUGCCUUAUUAUUUGCCUUUCUGAUGUAUAUCACAGCGUGAAACAUGCUGAUAUGUUGUGUCUAAAGUCCUGUGACGCUGUGUGUAUUUUGUGCACUUUAUUCUCUGGAUACAUUGAAAUGUUGAAGUCCCUACAGUCAAAAGUGGUGUGACCUAUUUUCCUGAGCCAAUAACCGAACACCAGUGCUUUUUUGCAGAGCCUGUAAGAAUGUUGAUUUCUAAGUUUGAUUCGUAGCUCAGCAGAGAUGAUUUAUUUCAAAUUGACAUGUUCACGUCUAACUGUAGAAACGGUGUUAUCUGAGGUAAAGUUACCUAUGGAUCAACUGACAAGGAUCACGUUCAUUAAAGCUACACAAUUUGAGUUUUGGCCACCAGAUGGCAGAAGGACCAACUAGCAGCCACAUUAGCAAUACUUCUAAUCUAGUAAACAUGCACUUUCAACUUUUUUAGUUUUACAGUGUUGAAGCAUAAAAAAUGCAAUCAGGCUUUUGCUUGAGAUCAAUGAACAUAAAUAAAAAUGUUUAAACUGUCCAGAUUAAAAAAAUACAUGACUUAAUCUUAAUUAGCUUCAAAUUAUCCUCAUCUGUAUUUUUAGAUUUCUGGAGUCUAGUCAUAGUGGACAAACUGAAAUUCAAGAAAUCUUAAUAAUGCAAAAUAUUCAGAGUCCUCCUCAUCUAAAGCUUGGCAGUAUUAAUAUAUUAUACAGUGCCAAUUAAAUUGUGCAGCUUAUCAUUGAGAACAGAUACUCGAGCAGCAAAAGCAAUAAUAAUAUAAGGUGAACAUAUCCAGUGAUAUUCAGCUGAAUAUAUUGAAAAAAGUUAUCGGUAUCACAAGGUAGGUUAUAUUCACAGCGGACAUUUGUAAGAAACCACACAGAACACCAAGCUGAAUCCGGCUCACUUCCAGCCUCUCUAAUGUUAUCUAUCGUCUGCUGUGAUAAAGGUCCGUCAAAGACAAAAGUAAUUCUCCUCCGCCUGCCUGCUCAAAAAAAUAAACCUCAAUCAUCAUAUUUUCCGAGCAUCACUUACUAAAAGAACAUCCAUCUUUGCAUGUUUUGAUCCAUGGUAGGGCCAUUAUGAUGAGAUGGUUAAUUAUACUGCAUGUCUUAUUUGGUACAAGGCCUUAAAUGCUUGAAUUUCAAGCAGAUAUUAAUGGGUGGGGGAUUCUCAAUUUAUUAGUCAAAAUGCUAUUGUUUUUAAUGAUAGUUGUUAUGUAUUUUUACCAUCACAUGUGAAGACAUUUCGUUGAAGAAUUAUCUGGACACUCAUGCUCUGAUCACUGCAUGUUGUGUCUGAUACACGCAUAUCAAAUCUGUUAAUCACUAAUAUGUAUUUUUAACCUAGUGUAGCUACUGGUAUGUAACAACUGCAUUAUGUUUUUACUUUUUUUUAUCUGAGACUGAGCAAUAUUAAUGACCUGGUUACAGUUUACUUGAGCCACCUGUUAAAUUUCAUAUUCCUUCCUUUUCAACUAGAGCUUCAUAGCAACUACAGCUGCUCUAAUUCAUAAUUACACACAGAGACAUGUUCUGUUUGUGUGAGUAUUGCUGUUUCUAUGAAUUGAACAGCUCAUAUAUCUGCAGUGUGGUGUUGGGGUCGUUGUACAUUUCAAGUAUUAGAAAGUAGCCUGAUAGUCUUCAUUUCACAGUAAACAAAUGCUUUCUUUUCUACUUGUUCACAACUUUUGUAAGUGAAAAUAUUCUCAUGUGCACAAGUUAAAACUACAACUUCCUUUGUAAAAUGAUCACAACUAAGCAAGUUCGUGGUAGUGAUGUAGCAUCAAGCAUUCCACUGACAUUUCAAUUUUUUUUAUAAUUUAUAUAAAUAAUUGUAUGAAAUUCAAAUGGAUGCCAUAUUAACUGUUUGAGAAUUUCAUUUGAUUGAUUUUGAACAUUUGAAUGUAUGUGGAUCUUUGGAUGAUGUGACAUGUUCUGUUUGUGUUGAAGAGAGAACAUUGAUCAUGACAGGUGGAGAUUAUGCAUUACACUCCCAAUAGGAUUAUUUUCUCUUUAGCGCAGAUUUAAUAAAUGGUCUAGUAUUUUUUCUUA